Carassius auratus (goldfish) is the source of this 1067-nucleotide messenger RNA. Its product is annotated as leukotriene B4 receptor 1-like. NCBI's taxonomy places the organism in Eukaryota, Metazoa, Chordata, Actinopteri, Cypriniformes, Cyprinidae. Gene Ontology annotation, cellular component: membrane; external side of plasma membrane. Gene Ontology annotation, molecular function: C-C chemokine binding; C-C chemokine receptor activity. The transcript has a single exon. The coding region runs from base 171 to 1067 and encodes 298 amino acids. The record is from RefSeq and is a predicted model, not a curated record. Gene Ontology annotation, biological process: G protein-coupled receptor signaling pathway; immune response; positive regulation of cytosolic calcium ion concentration.
GACAUUUUAAAAAAGUAUGCAAAUCAGUUACUUUUAACUGCACAGUUUUUUUUUUUCACACUUUGGCAAAUCUUUCCAUGUGACGACAUUCAAGUUCACUUCCUGAAACUACUUUCUCACUAUUACUGAGCAAACCUCAAUCUUCAUAUCUUCACAUCACCACUUGGCAGAUGACAAUGGAGUACCAGAACAUUUCUAACAGCUCUCUGUCUGCCCAUACUUCAAUGAUAGCAUCCAGCACUGUUCUGGGAUUGUGCUGUGCUCUGGGUGUACCAGGUAAUAUAGCAGGGCUGUUCAUGCUCACCCAACAUUUAAAGGAGGGCAGUUUUACCCCCAAACUGAUGCUGAGUCUGGCUGUCUCGGAUCUAUUGAGUCUGAUUUCUCUGCCUGUGUGGAUCUAUGCCCUACUGAAUGGCUGGGUUUUUGGUCACAGUCUUUGUAAGUUAAUUUCUUAUGUAGUUUACUGGAGCCUCUACAGUAGUGUGCUUUCUGUCACCUUGUUGAGUGUGCAAAGGUACCUCCAGGUGCUGUAUCCACAGAGAUGGGCAAAACUUGGACAGAAGGGCCAAAAGGGGCUGAUUUUUGGGAUAUGGACAUCCAGUGGAGCUCUGGGUUCUUAUGCUCUUUAUUUCCGAAAUGUGAAGAAGAAGAAGGACAGGCUUUUACACUGUUAUCAGGAUUAUACAAAUAAACAAGAACAAGUAGCUGUCUUACUUGUAGAGACUCUAGUGAUGUUUGUUGUUCCUCUCUUCAGCCUGUUGUUCUUCUACCUUCGACUUCAUCAACGGAUAAGACAGUCAGCUUCCAUCAAAAGCCACAGGCUGACAAAACUGGCCGUCAGAGUCGUAAUGGCCUUCUUCAUAUUCAGCACCCCCUGUAUGGUCAACAACUUGGUCUUAAUGGCAUUGUCAUGGGAAUCAGAUGUCAGCAAUAAUGUUACCGGGGCUCUUUUCUUCAUCAACAGUUGUGUGAACCCCUUUCUUUACGCCUUCUCGGCCCGUACACUGCGAUGCAGAAGAAAACAGCAUUCAGACGAGCAACAACAACAUCAAAAUAAAACUGAGUAA